AUGGACAAGUUAGCACGGCCAAUCCAGCUAACAGUGAAAGAGGUGCGACUGCGGUUAAGAGCUGAACUGGAUGGCCGAUUAUAUCCUUCUGGAAUUUCAAACUGGUCAGGCUCCACAUGGACAACCUUGGCAGUGACAAUGAUAUCUGUCAGCAUGACCUCCUGGAUAGUCUAUCGCAAAAAACACUCGGACAGCCCAGGAUCGGAUCGAAGGUGCAGCUUACUGACCGACCUGUUUGUGCAGGCCCUCCUACUCUCAGGAUGUGUGUUUGUCUCCUACCUGUGCGACUCGCAGCGAGGUGGGUUCACCGUUAAAGGGCCGGAUUACCCCACCAUCGCCCUCUUGGGGACAGACGUGGUUCUGAACUGCUCAGUGGUAUUCCACAGGGAGGAGUCGAAGCUGCAGGUUGAAUGGAGCAAGCCGGAAUCCGGAGCCAAGGUUCUGGUGUGCGAAGACAUCCCAGAAGGUCCGUGCCGAGGCUACUGGGCUGGGGUGCAGCACUUUGAGGGCGAGCUGGUGUCAGGAAACAUGUCGAUCAAACUGCAGGAGGUGAAGGUUUCCGACGCUGGGAAAUAUCAGUGCGCUGUCGCAUCCAGUAGCUAUUCCAGCCAUGUGAGCCUGGAGCUGAGCAUUGUGGCUAUUGGAACCAAACCAACCUUAUCGAUAAGGCAGUCUAGCGACAACAGCUUGGAGUAUACUUGCCAGUCAAAGGGCUGGUUCCCUGAACCGGACGUCAUCUGGAAAGACAGUGAUUGGAAGAACCUGUUGCCUUUGUCAACAGUGGCCAAAGUCAGAGACGCGCAGCAACUGUACGACGUGAAGGUCCGAUAUCGGCCAACUGGAGAUGUUACAUCGUCUGUGACCUGCAUCAUUCACGACAGACUCCAUAACGUCAAAGAGGUGUCGACUGCACGUGUGAAUGGUCAGUUAGUGCAACUUCCCAAGUUUAAGGCUGGGUUUCUCUCCCGGAGUAUCCUGUAUGGAAAUUGUCCCCUCAUUAAGUGA
Messenger RNA from Rhincodon typus (whale shark), 1005 nucleotides. Its product is annotated as butyrophilin-like protein 2. The transcript is spliced from 5 exons. The coding region runs from base 1 to 1005 and encodes 334 amino acids. The record is from RefSeq and is a predicted model, not a curated record. Lineage: Eukaryota; Metazoa; Chordata; Chondrichthyes; Orectolobiformes; Rhincodontidae.